AUGCACGUUACGUUUAACUUCCGCUUUCCCAACAGGCAAAAGCAGAAGGAGCCAUGCGAGGUGUUGGCGAGUGUUGUUGUGCCGGCCCCGGCGCAGCGGCCCAAGGCGGUGUUGAACUUCCUUUUCAUGUGCACCGGCGAGCUGCCGUCUGGCGCGGCGCUGGACAGCUGCGGCGUGGCGCCGGGUGAACUCGCGGCGCUCGCAACGGGCGGGGAGCUGCAGACCACGGGACUGAAGCCCUUCGCCGAGAGCGCCGUGGUGCGCAUCGAGAGGGGUGUCAUGAUGGAGAUCGGCAGUAGCACGACGAAGACCAUCUUUGGCGGCUUCACUGCGGACGAGCCGCCACUGGGCACCACCACGCCCCACUUCUCCUCCUCUGCCGCCGCCGCCGCCGCCGGCAUGCAGCAGCUUCGCGCGGGGACGCUACUGCUCGGCAACGUUGGGAUGGCAAACACAAACGGCAGUCGCUACUACAUUCUGCUGCACGACGUCGUCAGCGAGGCGGAGCGCGAGGAGUUACGCGCGUACCAGCCGCUUGGCAUGGUCACAGCAGGGUUAGAGGCCCUCUGCGAGGCGUGCGCCUCCGCCGCGGUGCAGCCGCGCACACUUGCGCCCCUGCAGGCCGUGAAGAUGUGGGUGUCGGAAGUGCGCUUCCCGCCCCCGGCACCCGCCGCACCGCGGGGACGGGGGGAGGGCAGAGAAAGCGUCGUGGCCCCACGCACGGCGGGUCGUACGCGCCGGCGCGAGGAGGUGGAACUGGAGGAGCAGGGCGAGGCGAGCGCGAUAGGCGCAGAGGGCGGCGGGGGCCUCACCACUGCGGCGCACGGUGGCUUCUUCAACCCCGCGCUCAGCUUCCCGGCGGCGUCCGCUGAGCGGGAUGAGGACCGCGGCGGACCGCAGGCGAAGCGCAGGCGCACCGAGCGCUACGUGACCGCCGCCGAUGGAACGACGGCACUGCGCACAACGGCGGUGGCGCAGGCGGCGGGUGCGCCGUUUGACUACUUCGCCGCGCAGGAGCCAGCGUUCCUCAACGACGUCGAGGCCAUCGCCGCAGCACAGGCGGCACGGCAACACCGCCGCGGCAAACAGCAGCAGCAACACCAGAAGAGGGAGAGGCCGGUGGGAAAAGGUGGGCUGAGUCAAUCACUGGACACGAGUAAACGCACGAAGGGAGCGCCAAAUGCGUCGGCGGCGAAGAAGAAGAAGACUCUGCCGCGGCGAUACUAA
Molecule: messenger RNA, 1227 nt
Organism: Trypanosoma conorhini
Lineage: Eukaryota; Euglenozoa; Kinetoplastea; Trypanosomatida; Trypanosomatidae
Product: putative cyclophilin 15
Exons: 1
Coding region: 1-1227 (408 amino acids)
Biological process (GO): protein peptidyl-prolyl isomerization
Molecular function (GO): peptidyl-prolyl cis-trans isomerase activity
Source: RefSeq, a predicted model, not a curated record